Messenger RNA from Suillus discolor, 2037 nucleotides. RefSeq lists its product as uncharacterized. The transcript has 9 exons. The record is from RefSeq and is a predicted model, not a curated record. NCBI's taxonomy places the organism in Eukaryota, Fungi, Basidiomycota, Agaricomycetes, Boletales, Suillaceae. The coding region runs from base 1 to 2037 and encodes 678 amino acids.
AUGUCUACUCAAGUUCAAUCUACAUUGGCCAACCUCAAGGCAUCCACUGCUCAACUUGUGGGCAUCAUUGCCGGCGCCCGGCACAUCCCGGCCGGCUCUGUGGACGUCCACCUUGUUCUAACAAAGCAGGUGACCACUCUUUUGGCUGACAUCAUCCGGGCCCAUGAGAAAGGGGAGUACAUCCCUGGAAUUGUGGCGUCCUGCUCUAAGGAGCUGAUGAGGGUGCGUUCCAUGACUCCCCGGGCAUUGCCCAACUGGCACAGCAUUGGCCACGAUGACCCCCGGGUGGCUAGACACGCCUGGCGCAAGCAAGUCCGUGCCUGGGAGGCGUUGGGCGACAAUUCCUGUGAUCUCCCUGUUGUCCCUAAUGUUUCCACUGGCCCACUCACUCUCAACCUUCCAUCUCCACCUGUCCCUUCACCUGCACCUGUCCCUUCCCCCACCCCCGUCAUUCCCUCACCUCCGGUCGUCGCCGGACCUUCCGGCAAGGCGACCCCCGAGGUCCGGGACAAAGGAAAAGGUAAGGCCACCUCCGUCGACCUGUCGCCGGAAAUUGGGGGGAGCAACAAGAGGAAGUCUCCAAUGAUUUCGGGACACUCCUCCCAACCUCCAAAGUUGGCGCUGAAGGCUCGCAAGCGUGUCAAGUCAACUCAACUCCCCAAGUCGAAGCCGUUUGUGGAGUUGGAAGAUGAUGAAGACCCAAUUGUUCAGCCGAUUUCGUGUGGAGUGCCGGAGGUCGUCCUUCCCCAGCGCACCAUUGUGGUAAGGAAGCCCCAGUCGCCUCGGUCACCCAGUUCCCCCAAGAAGCAAUCAUUUGGGCCUGCUUCGCUGACUGCCGGCAGUCGUCCGGAGGUUACGAAAUCUCCCAUCAGUCGUCCAUCUCCCAUCAGUCGUCCAUCUCCCAUCAGUCGUCCGGAGGCUCCGGUCAGUCGUCCGGAGGCUCGGGCAACCUCCGGCAGGCGUCCGGAAGUUGAGGAGGAGUCCUCCAAUGAUACUUCCAGUGCUUCGGAUGGUGACCCGCCGGCCACUACCACAUUUGAUAUCACCAUUCCCGGCCCAAACAACCCCUGCCAUUAUUGUGUCAAGGAAAAUUGGCCCUGUGCGACUCGAUUGGACAAGAGGUCCAGCCUCCCCUGCAUGUCUUGCAUCCGCUGCUCCACCAAGAAGAUCAAAUGCAUCCCUGCAUCUCUGGGAUCCCCGCCCAAACGGACCCGAGGGAAGUCUACCACCGGCCGGACACGUUCCAAGACACCCGCCCCUGCUCCAUCCAAUGCUCCAUCUCCCUCCCGGUCAAGGGCCCGAACUCGUAGUCAAUCUCGUGGCCCUUCCCGAACUCCGGCCAUCCCUGCUGCAACUACGCCCCAGGUGCAGUCACGUGGUCGCAGCAAGACCAUCACUACCAAGAAGACACCUGCACCUGCACCUGCACCUGCACCUGCACCUGCACCUGCACCUGCACCUGUUCCUGCACCUGUCCCUGCACCUGCGCCAGCUGUCAGGUCUUCCAGCGUCGCAGUGCCUCGUGCAGCACUCAAUGUUCCCAUACCGGAUCUCCAUUCCAUGGCAAUCGCGAUUCGGGAUGGUGCAGCUCGCAUCGCUAUUCUUGAGGCUCGGGUGCAGGAGCAGGACGCUAAGAUUGAUACCCUGCAACGCCUCCAUGAGAGCCUCCGGCGCACAGUGGUCGACCGGCACCCUUCAUUUUCACUUCCAGACACACCGGCCGAUGGAAUAAUGUUGCUUGGUCAAGGAGGUCCCCCCCGUCCAUUCAUGCAACCUACACCCUUGACGCCUGAGCAUGAAUCUGCUGUGGUAGGUCCCAUGGUUGAGCCCACCCAAGUUCAGCCUGAGGGUCCACAAUCCUCCGGCGAAAUUGAUCUCCCUGAUGAACCAGGCAACCUCCUGCCAGAAUCCCCCGGAGAUAUUGUGGUCCCUAAUGAACCAGGUAACCUCCUGCCAGAAUAUGAUUCUUCUGAUGAGGAGAUGGAUGUUGAGGGAAAGGUUGAUCUUCCUGGUGAGGAGGUUGACAUGGCUACAUAA